GGCGCCCGUUUGAAUGCGCGGUCGGUUGGUUCGCGCGCAGCGAGAGAGCGAGAGAGAGGGAGAGAGUUUAAACAAUGGAGAAGCCGAAAAAACAACUCCAAAUCCGUCAGGCCUUUGAAAUGGCUCAGAAAGGGCAUCAAAAUCUCGCAAAGCUGGCAGCAGGUCUUAAAAAAACUUACGAUCAGUUGCAGGAAGAAGAUAAAAGUGGAUUUCAAGAGGAGUUUGCCAAUCUUUUGAAAUAUCCCAUGAUUGUUUAUAGACGUGAGCCAGCAGUAGAAAGGGUGAUUGAGUUUGUUGCAAAGUUUACUACUUCACUCGAGCAAGUGGACGAAGAAAAUGAUGAUCAAGAAGAAGGCCCUUUUAUGUCAUUCAUUUUUAACUUUCUACUUGAGUCUCACGAGGCAUGUAGCCAUUCUGUUCGAUUCCGUGCCUGUCAGCUCAUCAACAAGCUUCUUGUUAGUAUGGCAGAAAAUGCGCAGAUUGAUGAUGAACUGUACGACCGUAUUUACGAAGCCAUGCUGAUACGACUGAAAGACAAAUUUCCAAAUGUGCGAAUACAAGCUGUGCUUGCUAUGGCCAGGCUUCAGGACCCCAGCGAUAACGAUUGUCCUGUCAUUAAUGCGUAUAUGCAUUUAAUUGAAUGCGACACAAAUCCAGAGGUGAGACGAGCAGUGUUGUCCUGCAUUGGUCCAUCAGCCAAAACCCUUCCUAAGAUUAUUGGGCGCACUAUGGAUGUUAAAGAAAAUGUCAGGAAACUGGCUUACCAGAUCUUGGCAGAGAAGAUACACAUAAAGGCCUUUUCCAUUGCACAAAGAGUAAAACUGCUGGAGCAGGGCUUGAAUGACCGAUCAGAUGCUGUUAAAGAAAUCGUACAGAAAAAACUGUUGCAGGCCUGGCUUCAUUCAAUGGAGGGCAAUGUUUUAGACUUACUUCAUCGCCUGGAUGUUGAAAACUGUGUUGACGUUGCUGUGUCUGUACUUAAUGCCACGUUUGCCCUAUCCUCCAUCAAGGAUCUGGCAGAAAACUGUCACAAACUAGAUAAUAGAAAGGUUAUUUCAGCGGAGAAUCUAACAUGUGAGAAUGCUUUGUACUGGAGAUGCCUCUGUCAGUUUAUGAAGUCAAAGGGAGAUGAAGGAGAAGAAGCUUUGGAAAAACUUUUGCCUGAAGCAGCCAUUUAUGCUGCAUAUCUCCUGAGGUACCUGAAAAACCUUCCUGUUCUAAUGGAAUCCCAGAGGGUUAAUUUUGAACGGAUUGAAGAAUUAAUGAAGAACGAAUUUAUCAGCCAACAGCUCAUCAUCCUUGUUGGUUGCCUGGAUACAUCAGAAGAGGGUGGCAGAAAGUGGCUUCUAUCUAUGUUGCAAGAAAUUCUGGUGCUGCCAAACACACCAAACUCUCUUGUUGCAUUACUGAUAGAACAAUUGCUGCUAAUUCAAAAGGAUGAAGACAGAAGGAUUCGGCUGGUUGCAGAAAUAAUAUCGGAUGUUCGAGAGCCAAUUGUUAGUGUUGAUGUACCAAUUAAUGCUGAUGAGCAAAGAAAGCGACAAGUUAAGCUUGCUGAUGUCAAAGUUCAAUUGAUUGAAGCAAAGCAAGCAUUGGAGGAGAGCAUAGCUUGCCAAGACUUCACUCGUGCUUCAGAGCUGAAGAAAAACAUUGAAGAAUUAGAAAAUCGCAAGAUGGAAUUAGUGAAAGAAGCUGAACAGCCAGAAAUCAAAGAAGUUCGCAUUGAAAAGGAUGAUCCAGAAACGAUGCUAAAAUGCCUGACGAUAUGUUGCGGGCUUCUUAAACAGAUGGCUAUUACAAAGGGAAUAAACUCAACUAUGAAUGGUAUCGCUGAGUCUUUGAUACUUCCAGGCAUUGCAAAUAUUAAUCCUGCUGUACGAAACAUGGCAGUACUCUGUUUAGGUUCAUCUGCACUGCAAAACAAAGAAUUUGCUGUUCAACACCUGCCACUGCUAUUACAGAUUGCACAACUUGAUGAGGCCAAGGUGAAGAUCAGUGCAUUGGAGGCAGUAUUCGAUAUUCUGCAGGUAUUUGGGAUUGAGGCUUUCAAACCCAGAAAUGAUAAACUGCAAGAAACACCAAGUGAAGAACUAGAGAAUGAAAAUGAAAAAUCAAAAGCAGAGGAAGGAGUUGAAGAAGAAUCAAAAGAACCUGAAGUGGAAACUGAUACAGUCAACAGUAUUCUCACACUGCUCACAGGAUAUUUGGACAGUGAGACAACUGAUCUCAGGACUGUAGCUGCUGAAGGCUUAGCAAAAAUGCUUUUUGCGGGAAGGCUUGUUAGUCCCAAACUGCUUUCUCGCCUUAUUUUGUUAUGGUACAACCCUGUGACUGAAGAGGACACUCGCCUUCGACAUUGCCUGGGAGUUUUCUUCCCUUUAUAUGCAUAUGCUAAAAGGACAAACCAAGAAUGCUUUCUGGAAGCUUUUCUACCCACUCUGAGGACCCUGUUCUAUGCACCAGCUUCUUCCCCUUUAGCUGAUGUUAAUGCAGUUAAUGUGGCAGAACUUUUGGUGGAUUUGAUGAGAUCCAAUCCAGUUAAUUCACAAGACAAACAAAUACAGGAUUACCAGGAGUUCACACUACAUGAUAGUCUGGCUGUGAAGAUUUGCAUGGAAGUGUUGAAGGAUCCAAACUCGCCAGAUAUUCGAACUUUGGUUAAGACUCUGAGUUGUCUUGAACUCAGUGUAGGAACAUCACCGUGCACACAACACCUGCGAAUUCUCCUGGAUCAGAUAAUUGAGGAAAUAAAGGACAAAGUAAGUCAAAGAGUUAUUGAGAAAGUCAAGAAUUGCUUAAAUGGAGGAUCUCGAGAAAUGGAGAAGAGAAAAUGUGACACUGCAGUAAAGCAAGCAAAUCACAAUGCUGAAGAAAAUUCUCCGAUUACUCUGAAUUCAGAUGUUUCAGAGGUACAAAGUAAUGAAACUGGAAAAGGCAAAGCAGCAAAAGAACUGAGCAAGUCCACCAAAAAAGGACGAGGUAAACCUUCAACAACCAAGACUGUAACCAAAAGCCGAAGAACAAGGAGAGCAGCUGGUUCCUUAGAUGAUAGUGAUGCCCGAGACUUUGUAACUCCAACUUCUGAAGUUGUAAAAAGACCUUCAAGACGAGCAAAAACAGUUGCACUGGAGAAAACCAAAAUGAACCUGUCUGAACUGCUGAACAAAGAGGCUAAUUGAUCUCAGAAUUUAAUUCACUAAACUCAAUCUAUUAUGUAGUCUUGAUAAUCAAACAUUUUGGCAAAUUCUCUCAAUUUGCAUGCUUUUCUAUAGGCCACUUACUUAUCUUGUCAAUUUCUGUUUUAGAUACUGUUAGUUAUUUGAGGAAGAAAAAUUAAGUCCAUGUUUUUAUUUCACCUUUUCCUGCUGUAAAGUAGAUGCUCUCAUACUUUUAGUUAAUAUUAAGUGAUGACUUCAGUUGGAUAUAGUAUAUUGCUGUGUCAUACAUCUCUGCUACGGCCUUUUUGACAUAAGUGAAGAAUGUUCAUCUUGUGUUGAUAACGAGGUUUUAGGUGGGUGAUGCUGGUAACGCCUGUUUGGUUUUUAAAAUUUCCUUAACAUUAGCCCCCCACUCAACAUUUUAAUGGGUACCUGUAUGAGCUGUAAGGGUCCAUUAAAUGAAUUAAAUGGCUUGAUAAUUAGUAUCAUUCCUGAUAUUUAUCAUUUGAAAAUUGCAAUGCUAGGUUUAUAAAGUAGCCCCUGACUUUCAGGAAUGCUUACUUUUUUUUACUUAAAGCAGCUGUCACCUUAUUAUUUAUGGGGCAGUACCCAUUACUCUAGCUGAGUAAUUUUACAUGUUCACUUAUUGUUUAAAGCUUGCACCAAAAGGUGCCUGGACUUACCUUCUAUCAAAGGGUUUCUUCUAUUGGCCAGCAAUUUUAUUUCAGGUAAAGAUGUAAUUAUUAAAUUAUAAUUGUUUGUUCAGUCGAGUAUCUGACACACACGGAACUCAAAAGUAUCCAAGCACUGAGAUUCACAUUUGGACACCACAUUGUAUGGAAUGUGUGAUUCUCUCUCUCCCAGGAGGAUCUUGCCCUACUUACCUAAUUUCUAGGAAGUAUUGGUUGCAAAUUGAUGAGACUCCAGGCAUGGGUUCCCCAGAAAGUGUGCUGGGAUACUGCUGGAUUUUAACCAGCUAAAUUAUAAGCUUCCUGCUGCCUUCCAGCUAGGACCACCCUAUACAUUAGGCAUUUGCUUACUUUCAUUACAAGGUUUGUAUGUUAGUUAUUAAUCAGUGUGUGCAACUUUUUAUACUUUGGAUUUCAAUAAAUAUUGCAAAUUUGCUCUUGGUGCAUGAACAUUUUUGAGGAUUAAAGCAAUUGGAG
Messenger RNA from Callorhinchus milii (elephant shark), 4324 nucleotides. It is a transcript of the gene ncapg, whose product is annotated as non-SMC condensin I complex, subunit G. The coding region runs from base 75 to 3179 and encodes 1034 amino acids. Gene Ontology annotation, biological process: mitotic chromosome condensation. The transcript is spliced from 22 exons. Lineage: Eukaryota; Metazoa; Chordata; Chondrichthyes; Chimaeriformes; Callorhinchidae. Gene Ontology annotation, cellular component: cytoplasm; condensed chromosome; condensin complex. The record is from RefSeq and is a predicted model, not a curated record.